Venturia canescens is the source of this 2067-nucleotide messenger RNA. It is a transcript of the gene Pif1, whose product is annotated as Pif1 DNA helicase. Gene Ontology annotation, molecular function: DNA helicase activity. Bases 64 to 1953 code for a protein of 629 amino acids. Lineage: Eukaryota; Metazoa; Arthropoda; Insecta; Hymenoptera; Ichneumonidae. Gene Ontology annotation, biological process: telomere maintenance; DNA repair. The transcript has a single exon. The record is from RefSeq and is a predicted model, not a curated record.
UGUGAGCUUUCCGAUGAAACUGCAUGCAAGUAGGCAGUACAGUCAAAAUAAAUAUAGUCGACUAUGGCACUAUCUCUGGAAAAUAGCACUUUAACAUGCAGCGUGGUUCUUGAAUGGUUAGACGGAAAUGGUUCAAUUUCACGAAAAGCCACUUAUCGUACUGCAAUUUUACGAUUGUUAAGAAAUGACCUGCGUCAAAUAGUACUCGAGGUGUGCGUAGAAAAAGCUAAGGUAGCUACAAAAUUACGCCUCAAAGGUAUUUCUGUAUUCAAUCGUUACAUGAAUGAGGGUAAAGCAACAAUAAAGUUUCCAGAUGAUAAAUGCACAAUAUUUUUAUCAAACGCUCCUACUGUUCAGCUUGUAAGUUUUCUUAAAAUGAUUUUUGUCAAAAUGACUGGACAAACAAAGGAUAUGCAAGGAGAAAACGUAUUACAUAAUAAACUAUUGUCGGACAAAAGAGGGGGCUUGAGCAUAACAGAAAACAUAAGUCCUGCUACAAAUGCAGAAUUAGCAAUAGCUAGAGAGAAGGCACUCAAAAAAUCAAGAGCGACGACAACCUCACCUUCCCCAAAUAGCGUGAGGAAAAGAAAACUGAAUAUUACACCUGCAAAGAGAUUGUAUUCCAAUGCAUUUACCGGAACUAUGAGUGAAGAGCAGAAAAGAAUUUUGGAUACCGUUUUGAAAGGUCACAAUAUUUUUUUCACUGGUAGCGCGGGUACCGGCAAGUCUUUUUUAUUGAAGCGCAUAAUAGCAGGUUUACCACCGGAUGUUACUGUAACGACUGCAAGUACUGGAGUUGCUGCUUGUCAUAUAGGUGGAGUGACACUUCACCAGUUUGCUGGAAUUGGACUUGGCAGUGCAACUUUAGAUCGUUGUUACGAAUUGGCUUCUAAGCCAGCAGUUGCAUCUGUCUGGCGCAAAACAAAACACCUUGUCAUAGACGAAAUUUCCAUGGUUGAUGGUGAUUUUUUUGAUAAAAUGGAAGCUGUGGCAAGGCACAUAAGGAAAAACGAUAAACCUUUUGGAGGUAUACAGCUUAUUCUGUGUGGUGACUUUUUUCAAUUGCCACCGGUCUCUAAAAGUGAGAAGAAAACGAAGUUUUGCUUUCAAAGCAUGGCAUGGAAGGAAUGCAUCAAGUAUAAUUUUGAAUUAAACACAGUGUACAGACAGGAAGAUCCAAAAUUUGUUGACUUAUUGAAUCGAAUUAGAGUUGGAUAUGUUACAGAAGAAAUUGCUUGUACUCUGAGAGCUACUUCCAGCCAAAAGAUUGAGAAGAAUGGAAUUUUAGCUACAAGGCUUUGUUCUCAUAUUUGCGAAGCGGAUGAGAUAAAUUCUUCCCAGCUGGAUAAACUCGCAGGUGAGGAAAAAAUUUUCAUCGCCCAGGACUCUGAUGAAAAUAUGACAAAAAUAUUGGAACAGCAGCUACCGGUUCCCCAUAAAUUGACAUUGAAAGUGGGAGCACAAGUUAUGCUCUUGAAAAAUAUAAACAUUAAUAGUGGUCUCGUUAAUGGAGCUCGUGGCAUUAUUGUCAAGUUUGUUGGUGAUACACCGGUCGUACAGUUCCGAUCGGGAAAAGAGUAUCAUGCCACCCUGGAGAAAUGGACAAUCAAAAGAAUGGGUAAUAGUUUUGUUCACAGGAAGCAAAUACCUUUAAAACUUGCUUGGGCAUUUUCGAUUCACAAGAGUCAAGGUUUGACUCUCGAUUGUGUAGAAAUGAGUUUGGGACGAGUUUUUGAUGCGGGCCAAGCAUACGUGGCACUCUCACGCGCUCAAAGCUUAGAUUCACUGAGAGUCCUGGAUUUCAAUACUGAACAAAUAUGGGCAGACCGGAACGUAUUAGAAUUUUACAAAAGAUUUCGUCGUAAUCUCCAAGAGAUAAAACUUAUACCACUUGGAAAAAAAUUCAAGCUCACAGCACAAAACAAUCCAACGACCACUCCCAAUAGAAAAUGAAAUUGGUAGAUAAUAAAAAAUACUCCAUAAAUUGAUCAGUUGAAUUAAUAAUCUUUUAGAAAAUAAUGAUUUCCACUAUUCGUUGGAUAAAAUAAAGCUAACUUCUUUGCUAUG